Messenger RNA from Phascolarctos cinereus (koala), 2863 nucleotides. Its product is annotated as occludin. NCBI's taxonomy places the organism in Eukaryota, Metazoa, Chordata, Mammalia, Diprotodontia, Phascolarctidae. Gene Ontology annotation, biological process: snRNA transcription by RNA polymerase II; positive regulation of transcription elongation by RNA polymerase II; bicellular tight junction assembly. Gene Ontology annotation, cellular component: membrane; bicellular tight junction; transcription elongation factor complex. Gene Ontology annotation, molecular function: cis-regulatory region sequence-specific DNA binding. The record is from RefSeq and is a predicted model, not a curated record.
UCCCGCCCAGCACAGCCUUGGCCAGCGUGGGCCAAGCCUGUGGUUUUUCUCCUUUCCUGAGCCUUUGUGUAUCUACUAAUGAUUAAUCCCUGCAGCCAUUUUUCCAGGGACAAAGAGGGAGGGCAGGCCAAGGCUGCCCAGGGGAGCCAGGGGACCCCACCCCUUAGGUUUCGGCAUCCCCUCCCUACUCCAAGAGCCCCAUCGUUCACCUUUCCCAUAGGCGGCCAGUGAAGGGGAAGGCAGGGACACGCCACGUUAGGACAACUAGCAGAGCUGGCUCUGGGAGCCUGGAAGCGGAUCCCUGGAGAGAGGAGGCAGCCAGGCAGAGCCUGGGCAGGCGGGCACCGAGCUCAGGUAACCCCCUGCCCACGAUGUACGAGAAAAGGUCUUACACGGGCUAUGGCCACCCCAGUUCCCGCUAUGACUACCCACCUCCCUCGGGCCCUCCUGGCUCCUUCUACCUGGCAGAUGUCCCUCCCCAGCAUUUCUACCGGUGGCGGUCCCCCCCAGGUAUCGUCCGCAUCCUGCAGGGAUUUGUGAUCAUCCUGUGUUUGAUUAUUUUUGCCUGUGUGGCCUCCACCUUAGCCUGGGACUACUAUGGCAGUGGCAGUGGCCUCCUGGGCUAUGGGGGUGGCCUGGGAAGCUACUACAAUGGCUACUAUGGUGGCUAUGGUGGCUAUGGUGGCUAUUAUGGUGGCCUGACCAACCUACGGGCGGCCAACGGUUUUAUGAUCGCCAUGGCCGUGCUCUGCUUCCUGGUGACCCUCGGGCUGGUCAUAGCUAGCCUGUCCAAAGGAGCAAGUGCUCGUUCUCGCCGCUUCUACCUGCUGGUCACCGUGCUCAGCGGCCUGCUGGCGUUUGUGAUGCUCAUCGCCUCCAUUGUCUACGUGGUCGGGGUGAACCCCCGGGCAGGGCUGGGGUCCAGCUCUGGGAGUCUCUACUACAACCAGAUGUUGAUACUCUGCAACCAAAUGAUGUCACCAGUGGCAGGGGGCAUUGUGAACCAGUACCUCUACCACUACUGCAUGGUGGACCCCCAAGAGGCCGUGGCCAUCGUCUGUGGCUUCCUCACCGUGGUCCUCUUCUGUGUCAUCUGUUACUUUGCCCAGAAGACCCGUCACAAGAUAUGGAAGUAUGGGAAGCCCAAUAUCUUCUGGGACAAGCCCCUGGCUACAGCAGAGGGUCCCAAUGUGGAGGAGUGGGUGAAGAACGUAUCUGGUGAUGCAGGCACUCAGGAUGAGAUCGCCACAUUGGCAUACUCAGAGAAGCCCACCAGUCCCCUGACCAGUGCUUUCCUGCCAGCCCAGGAGAAUGGCUAUGGCCACCCAACCCCUUCCAUCCAUAGUCCCCCACCUCCUGCAGGGCCCAAUCCUCCAGAAGAAAAAGACAAAGGGCCUGUGAGUCAGCCCCCCGCCAGGCAGGGCCAGCGCCAAAGAAUCCGUCCAACAGGCCUGGAGGAAGCGCAGUAUGAGACAGAUUAUACCACAGCAGCAGAAUCCAGUGAAGAGCGGAACCGGGAUGACUGGGCCAGCCUCUACCCACCUAUCAUCUCCGAUGCCAUCCGCCAGACGUACAAGGCAGAGUUCAACAGUGACCUUCAGCGGUACAAAGCUCUGUGUUUGGAGAUGGACGACAUUGGAGCUCAGCUCAGGCAGCUUAGUCACGAGCUGGACUGCCUCCCGGAAGGCAGCUUACGCUACCAGGGUGUUGCAGAAGAGUACAACCGGCUGAAGGACUUGAAGAGGAGUCCGGAAUACCAAAGCAAGAAGUUGGAGACCCAGAGCCUUCGAGACAAGCUUUGCCAUAUCAAACGCAUGGUUGGGGCCUACGACCAGGCCCGAAGCUAAUGAGGAGGAGGGUCAGGCCCUCUGGGAACGGGGUUCCCAGGCCCUUGGUCCGGGAACCGUCUCUUUACAUGCCAUGGGAAAGAUUGGGUGCCAUGGAUCUUGCCCUCCCCCGCCCUGUAAUGGGAAGCUAGCCUCCCCAAGUUUUCCUAUGAACUGCUCUGCUGGGCCAGGAGCCACAGUCCCCCAGUGCCCCGGAGAGGGGCAAUGGCAGCCAGAAAGGCUGGCCCCAGCCCCGAGGAGGGUUGAGGGUGGGAGGGGGAGGCUCAGCAGCCUGAAGCUGAUGUAUACACCAAUAAAGUCUGCUCUGCUCUGUGGGAAGGGGCCUUCCCUACUGUGGGAAGGGGGGAGGGGGCAGGUGGCCUCAAGCCCUAAGGUCCGGCUGCCCUGGUCAUCAAGAACUCAAGAAGGCAGGCCUCCAAGAAAUCGGGUAGCAGAUCCCCCAGGCAGCAGGUGCUGGGCCAAAAUGUCCGAAGCAGGAAAAAAUCCUCAAGAACUGGGAAGAAAUCAGAUGGGGGCAGGAAAGAAAUGGAUGGCCCUGCUAAAAGUUCAUUAGCCUUUCCUUUGGUGAGGGGAGAGAAACUGGCGGCCAUAGCCUUUCUCUUAUCCUGAAUCCAUGGGGCCCCUGGUACAUCUCAGCUCCCAUCAGCUGGCCCUCCACCUGAAGCAGCAUCAGGGUCAGCUCCUCUUCCAGUGGCUAAGACACACCAGGGGAACUCCCUCGUUCUGCCUCAUUCCUGCCAGGGUCAGGGCAGGGAGGAGGAGGCAAGGAUGCUUCUGCCCUCUACACUCCCUUCAGAUCUGAGAAACAGGGAGUCUCCACUGCCAAUAGCGCUUUUAAUAACGGUACCCCCUCUCUUGGGCCUUCCAACCCAGGGAUCAUCUAGGGUCCCCAAGUCCCCAAAGUGGGCAAUACCACUCCUUGGGGGGCACUGGAACAAUGGGAGAGGGGUGGUAGUACUCUCGGGUGACAAAUUAAAAAAACAAAACAAAAACAUUAAAAGGUUAAUGAAAGUAGA